This is a messenger RNA of Dovyalis caffra, 267 nucleotides long. NCBI's taxonomy places the organism in Eukaryota, Viridiplantae, Streptophyta, Magnoliopsida, Malpighiales, Salicaceae. The record is from the annotation of a GenBank genome assembly.
AUGAGCUUCGGAUGUGCCCGAUGUGAUGAAAGUGUUGGAUAUUCCGUUAAGUGUGAGAAACCUUACGGAUUGUUGGAUGUGGACUCGAAGAUCGAAAAGGGCGAUACACCGUUCGUUCGGUUAUGGUUUGUUACGCGGACGGAAUCGGGCUCCUCAUCAACAACGGGAUAUUAUCCCUACCGGUACGCAUUAUUCCAAAAACGAAUUAUAAAUGAUGCCUCCCGCCCAAUUUGUGGGAAUGAUGUAGAAUCUACUCGCAUGUCUUAG